CGACAGAGUGACGGCCGCAUGUCAAAGCCGAGAAUCCAGGCUGGCAAACUACCGAAAACUCAGCUGUGACGUCACAGAGGGGGCGGAGCGUCAGGCCCCGCCUACCGGCACCCCUGCACCCCGCGUCUAAAGACGGCCUUCCCAACGUGUGAUAUACGGCCGACUAAACAGUUUGAACUGUCCCGCAAUACAGACGCUACGGUGGUCCGAAUGUGAGACAAUUUCAACGAAAAUACCUCAAAUAUCACCUCUACAACCUACUGCCCCUCCAAAACUAUAUGAGAUAUUGAAGAUGAUUAACGUUUCUUGUCGUCAUUCAAUGUGAGGAACAGAUACCACGUUUCCCUGUUAUAGAAGAUGUGGAGCUGGUUCAUUUGAUGCAGCCUGCUAAGAACAAGUUUAUCGUUCUCUAUCCAACGUGGUGUUUGUGAACUGUCAAUUGGUUUUGAAGGGUGCGAGUUGAACUCCACACAGAUAACAUGAACUAUUCGGAAGACGAUGAGGACGACGAUAUCCAUUUCUGCCUCCGAUGUCGACGAACAAUCCUGGGUCUUGCUGCAUACGUGGAACAUCGAUCUCGAAAAAACUGUUACCUCCAACCGGAAUCCAACUCAGAAAGCAGCGCUCUAAUACCAGUAGCAAGUACUAGUGACAAUGAUAGCCUCAAACAUCUUAUAAGUAUUUCAAAGAAUGCAGGAAACUUAGUGACCACCCCGAGUUCCCCUGAUAUACUCACUAGUGACGUGGACCCUUGUCUCAAGGCAGACGACUUUUUCUCGUUGCUUGAGUUGCAGAGCAGUGCAAAGACUGGUGGCUCCUCGUGUCCUACGGCCGCCUCUGUCGAUGUCUCCUCCAAACAUCAUCACAAGAAUUUGGGUGUCGGAGUAGUCACGAGAAGCAAGAGGAGGAGAGUGGAAAAGAGGGAGAAGGAUACGUGUGAUAGCUUGCAGAAGAAAGUGGUGGUGAAGAGAGGGAGGAAGGGGAGGGGGAGGUAUGGUAAAGGGAGAGAGAAGAAAAGGAAUAAGAAGAAGGGAGUAAUUGUUGGUAGGUUGGGUGAUGUAGAGGAUACUACGAAUACAUCUAGAGGUGGAGUAGAUGAAUGCUUUGUAGAAAAUCAGAGUUCUCAAAUUUCAUCGGGAGGUAGAGUAGUAAAUCAACCUGAACGAAUUACAUCAAGAACUGGGAAAAUUACUGGCUUCAAGGAAAAUCAAACCAUUCAAAAUGCAUCAAGGAUUAUUAGUGAUAAUACUAGUUUUGUAGAAAAGAGAGCUUCUCAGAAUACAUCAAGUGGCGGAGUGAAUAAUAGUUUUGUCGAACAACAAAGCUAUCAAAAUGCAUCAGGAGUUGGUGUGAAUUCUUUCGUAGAGAAUCAAACCACUCAAAAUAAAUUAAGAGGUGUAAUAAAUACUAGUUUGGUAGAAAACCAAGUGGAUCAUAUUGAUGAAGUAAUAGGAAGUGCGGAAAAUACACAGGAAACCCCUGUUAUUAAUGAGGAUUUGGACAAAAAUAGUGACAAAGUUUUCCCAGAACUUUUUUCCGAUUUUCCUACAACUGACACAACAUUUUCGUUCUCGAGUUUGGCUCCCAUUGAAGAAGUGAUACCUUUCACUUGUGCCAAAUCAGAGAUUGGAGAUUUUGAUGAUGUGGUUGAGGAGGAGGUAGGAGGAGGAGAUGAAGAUGAAGAGGAGGAGGAGGAUGAUGAGGAGGAGGACGAGGUGUAUGCAGGGCGUAGGUCAUACGGAGGCAAAUGGAAGCCGGGAAGCAGCCCGUCAGUGCACCAGCAGAGGAGUCUGAGCCUGGCGUCAGUGUCGUGGACUGACCAGGAGGCGAACAGCUCGUUGUCAUCUGCCGUUGGAAACGCUUGCAAGCAGCAACCGUCUACGUCUAGUGAUCAUGGGGGUAGACCAGCUGUUGCUCAGAGCAUGCCACCGCCGGGCCACUCACGGGGCAAGUGGCUGCCUUCAUCCAGCACGGGCAACAGAGUGGCCCACUGGUGUGGGGUCUGCAAUCGGCGCCUCUCGUCACGUGGUCUGUAUGAGCGACAUCUCAUGUCGCCCCUGCAUGCUCGCCGCACCAGGCAUGAACGGCAGCUCGAUGAGGACUAUCUACAGCAUAGGUCUGCUCAAAUAGGAGGAGAUGCUAGCCGGAGACCUCGACGGUUGCCCAGGAAACUGCAGGAGGCCAUUGCUGGGAGGAUGGUGGUUAGAGGAGGCAAGGCGUCCGUUAGAAAGACGGUCAACAAACCGCGUGGCAAGACGAUUCCGUGCGAGGUGUGCGAUCUGGCAGUGGCACGCCACCAGAUUGGCAAACACCUGGUGUCCCGUUUCCACUUGCGGCGCGCCGCAUCUAAGCCGCAGGCCGCACGCCGCAUGACGCAGGCGCAUGCCAUCGCAGUGGCACGUGAGGCGCCCUUCCGCUGUGGCGUGUGUCGCUUCUACUGCAACACAGAGGAUAGCUUCAUGUUCCACUGGACAUCGCAGGCUCAUAGGCAAAGGGAUUCUCAGGUACCGGGUCGCUACUGGUGCGGCUUAUGCAAGCAUUUCAAAGACACGAGCGACCAGAUGCAAGCGCACCUGAUCAGCGACCAACACAAAGAGUUGGUGUCAGUGAUUAACCGGUCGUUCCCGAUCGAGAUCCAAAAGUUGGUGUCGCUUCGGUGUGUCGCACCAGGCUGCGACCGGAGGUUCCGGUACAACUCGCAGCUACGCAUACACGCGCGCACUUCCGGUCACGUGCAGAGCAGCGGAAGUGCGUCCGAUGCCUAUCAACAGCGCCUCAAAUGCCUACGGUGCAGUUUUGUUGCCAACUCGGAGAGGCGGCUGCAGAAGCAUAUGGUUGUAAGACACAAGACCAAUAAUUUCUUCUGCUCGUACUGUAAGAUGAAGUUUGUAAGCAAGGAGGAAGCCGUGCUGCAUCGCCGGAGUGAAGCACACCGCUACCUGGUUCUGCGCAUGCGCAAAGCACCCCAUCAGCUGACCAGGCCCUGUCAACACUGUGCACAGAUAUUGCCUGAUGUGUUGGCCUUAAAAGAACACUUGUCUCAGAUGCAUCCUGAUAAGACACACAGAUGUGUGAAAUGCGGACAAGCCUUCACUCUGAAGCAAGAACUGUCGCGUCAUGUGAGGUCCACCUGUCAGGGUCUGCCCGAGAAAGCAGCCACUGAUGAUGUCACGACCCGUUCCACUGAUGACGUCACGGCACCCUUCACUGAUGACGUCAAUGGCUGCUCCACACCAGGGGCAAGUUGUAUCAAAUGCAAGUUCAGUUCAAACUCGGAAUCGGAACUGUUGUAUCACACUGCACUGCAUGGUGAUCCGGUGCUGUCGGAAAAGUCUGCCAAGGAUGGUACGAAAACCCAAGUGGCCAAGUUCGCGUGCCCCACUUGUUCACGUUUUAUCCGUAAAGACUGCCUGCUCAAGCACAUAAAAACGCACACGGGCGAGAAGUGUCACACGUGCGACACGUGUGGGGCAGCCUUCGCACGUGCCGAUGUCUUGGCCAAGCAUUGCCGUUCCAUGCACAGCACCACUCUGCGUUGUGACCAAUGUGACGUCAUCUGUUCCAAUGCGUUUUCGCUGAAGAGACAUUUGCUGAGUCACGACCCGCUCAGGGAGAAGAGCCACCACUGUGCUGAGUGUGGACUCGCCUUCUAUGAUAAGUCAGAUCUAAAGCAGCACCUUCAAAUACACUCAGGGAAGACGAUUGAGUGCCACUUUGCCGAUUGUGUGUUCACUUGUAGAUCAGUUGGUGAGCUCAGCAAUCACCUGAGGACACACUCUGAUUUGAGGCUUUUCAGGUGCGAGCAGUGUGACUAUUCAGCUAAAACCAAACAACAGUUGUCUAGACACGCGAAGACGCAUAACAUUGGUGAGAGUAAGGAGUUACAGUGUUCCGAAUGCCAAUUCAAAACUAAAAAUGCUACACAUUUGAAGAGACAUGCAAUCCUCCACAGUGGUACAAAACCGUAUCAAUGCCCUCACUGUUCUUAUACGUGUUCUCUGCAAGAAAACCUAAGAAAACACGUCCUUUCAACGAAGAAGCACGUCGGAAAAUUCCUGUACUCAUGUCAGGAAAUAGGGUGCAGUUAUGAUAGCAACUCUGCUAAAGAUUUUCGAGUUCACCUUGUGCAAGUGCAUGGACAGAAAGCAAGCACUGCCUCAGCCUACAUCACUAGUCUCCAUAGAUAUAGUGGCGAUGCAGCUAUGAAAGAAUCAGCUUCUACCAAUAGUGGCAACACCCCGACUGACACCCUCUUCUCACAAGUGUCGUCAGCAGCCUCCCCUUCCGGCACAAUUCUCAGUCCACUGCUGGGAUCAGCCGUCUCCAUCCCUCUCAACGACGACCCCGUCAUCCAGGUGACCUCCGAACCACCGACAUCGUCCGACGACAUCAUCUUCAUCCAACUGCCGUCCUCGGACUCCGCCUACGAUGUUCCCUUCUUUUCGCCCAGCGAGCAUCAGCUAUUCUUCGAAACUUUGCCGAGUUCUUCGACUGCGCAUGCGCAGAGUGUUCAACAGGAGUUUGUCAUCAUUGACGAGACGGCUACUAUUGAAUUGGUGUCCGAAGAUCAAUUAACAAACUCCGAGAACUGUUAAGGAGAUUGCAUUGAUGUUGAAGGCAUCAGUUGAUGGAGGAAAUCAGAACUUUUCGUUGAAAUUGCUGAAAUUGAUUGGUAUUGUCAACAAACCCAAUCAGUGAAAUUUCAAAGGGUUUUGAGUAUACUAUUGCCAUUUAGUAUUUCUUCCAUGGUGAGGUGAGUUUAAGUAUGGUAUUGACAUUGAAUCUAGGCUCGUAUUCGAAAAGAUACGACUUUAGAACUUAGUUCUCACCUUGAACUUUUCUAACUUAGUUCUCACCUGGAUCUUAACUAAGUUCAAACUUGAAUUAUUUUCGAAUACGGACCUUGAUUGAUUUCUAUCGUCAUUUUAAUGUGAAAGUUUUGAUAGACAGUAAGUUUUUAAGCUUUUGAGGAGUAAGUAGUUGGUCACCUCAGUAAAUUUUUCAGAUAUUUGAUUGUUUUAAAUAAUUCAUUUUAUCAAUUUUUUGCUGAGGGUGAUGCCCACAUGAGCUUCUGCGUAGGCAAUGAGGCGGAUAAUAAUGAGAGAUGAAUGUACCUACAGCUUUAGGUGUGGUCCGAACCACCGGGCAGCGAUUUUACAACUCAUGAUAUUCAGAGGAGUUGGCUCAAGCAGUUGAUCAGAACAUAGUUUCUCUUUUCAUGUGUGCUCCUUUCAUAUUUGCAAAGGGUCACAUAAUUAUCUAAGAAUACUUUUAACGACCGUAAUCAAAAUCUUCCUAUAGAAUGGCACAGAAAUUCUUCAUUUUAUCUGUAUUUACAAUCUUUAAAACUACUCGAGAUUUUGUUACACUGUAUUGUAUGGAUCUCGGAAAUAGUAUUUCUUGGCAUUAAUUGUUCAUUUCAUGAACUUGACUAGAAUCAUUGUUGAAGACUAAUUAAAUAUGGCUGUGACUUGAUUUAAUUCAAAACAUUAUGUAGUAAAGUAUUAUAAUGUUUAUAUUAGCUAGCUAAUCAGUUGAUUUUUUGAGUAGCUAGUUGUUUCUUUACAGUGUGCUAAUUUAAUACCUUAUAUUCGAUAAUAAGAUGAAUUUGUAAUCGUUGAAAUAUAUCUUUUGCAUACAAA
This is a messenger RNA of Nilaparvata lugens (brown planthopper), 5642 nucleotides long. RefSeq lists its product as uncharacterized. The record is from RefSeq and is a predicted model, not a curated record. Gene Ontology annotation, molecular function: nucleic acid binding; zinc ion binding. NCBI's taxonomy places the organism in Eukaryota, Metazoa, Arthropoda, Insecta, Hemiptera, Delphacidae. The transcript is spliced from 15 exons. Bases 480 to 4595 code for a protein of 1371 amino acids.